AUGAUCAUUCACGUGAUUAUGUACAAGAGCCUACAGACGCAGCAAUGGAUGAUGAAAUUCACACCCCAACACCCGGAAGUCCAAGUGUCACCCAUGUCAAGACGGGACCGACCGAACGACCUUCUGGCUCCGUCCCAACGCGACAAUCGAGUACACCGGGGCGUGACGGUGAACCAGAGCCACAUGUGCGUCCAGUGCGCAAGAAACAGGCGGUUACUCGCUACUAGCAAGAGUUUCCAAACCCUGCAGCGCGGUGUAUUUAAUCUCGAUGACUAUGAAGAUGGCUACGACGCACAAUACUGCCUUAGCGCAGAUGAUGACGGCUAG
Messenger RNA from Peronospora matthiolae, 327 nucleotides. NCBI's taxonomy places the organism in Eukaryota, Oomycota, Peronosporomycetes, Peronosporales, Peronosporaceae. The record is from the annotation of a GenBank genome assembly.